Molecule: messenger RNA, 14275 nt
Organism: Lepidothrix coronata (blue-crowned manakin)
Lineage: Eukaryota; Metazoa; Chordata; Aves; Passeriformes; Pipridae
Gene: USF3
Product: upstream transcription factor family member 3
Exons: 7
Coding region: 212-6931 (2239 amino acids)
Molecular function (GO): protein dimerization activity
Source: RefSeq, a predicted model, not a curated record
UGCUAAACUCUCCCAGCUAACCCCUUCCUCAUCACCUGAUACAACGAAUGCAGCUAGAACAAUACAAACAAACAAAAAUACACCCUAAAGAUAUGAAGCCUGUUAAAACGAGCCGAUGAGCUUUCCAGGAGGAGCCAGGGAGAGGUGAAGCCACAAGGAGGCUGAGGGCCCAUGGGAAGAGUUGCAAGAACAGGCUCUCUUCUCCAGAACCAUGCCAGAGAUGACAGAGAAUGAGACACCUACUAAGAAGCAACAUCGAAAGAAAAACCGGGAGACACAUAAUGCAGUGGAGAGACAUCGAAAGAAGAAGAUUAAUGCUGGAAUAAACAGAAUUGGAGAACUCAUUCCCUGCUCUCCAGCACUUAAGCAGAGCAAGAACAUGAUCCUGGAUCAGGCCUUUAAGUACAUAACAGAAAUGAAAAGACAGAAUGAUGAGCUGCUAUUAAAUGGAGGGAACAAUGAACAGGCUGAAGAGAUAAAAAAACUCCGGAAACAGUUGGAUGAACUGCAAAAAGAAAACGGGAGAUACAUCGAACUACUGAAAGCAAAUGAUAUUUGCCUGUAUGAUGACCCUACGAUCCACUGGAAAGGAAAUCUCAAAAAUGCAAAGGUCUCAGUUGUUAUUCCCAGUGAUCAGGUUCAAAAGAACAUCAUUGUCUAUUCUAAUGGGAGUCAACCCAAUGGAAAUAACCAAGGAGCACCUGUCCAGGGAAUAACGUUUAAUGUUGGUCAUAAUUUACAAAAGCAAACAGCCAAUGUUGUGCCAGUUCAGAGAACUUGCAACAUAGUGACUCCUGUGACGAUUGCUGGUAUUUAUCCCACAGAAAAUAAGCCAUGGUCUCAGCCUACAGUUUCUCCGCUGGCAUCUGCUCAGGCAGCUCCAGCAGGGCACAUUCUUGAGCUUUCCACUCCGGAGAAUGAGCAAGGUGUGCUCACCACUGCUGCUGCGAGCUCACAGAGUGCAUCUCAGUCUGGGACAGAACAGGAAUUACAGUGUUCUUCAAGUAAUGCACCACAGAAUGAUCAAAAUCUCCCCAAAAGUAAAAAUAAUGAGGAGGUCACUAAACCAACAAAGAAAACACUCCUGCAGGGAAUCAGCCUUCCUUCCAGUGCCUCUGUGGAAGCCUCCCAAGUUCAACAGGUGAAUGCAACUUGCUCAAAUACAAACAAUUCCAGUGACCUCCAGGAAAGCUGUGUCAUUUCAGCCACAGACACAGCUUGUGUGCCACCUGUGAGACUGUCUACUGCAGAUAGCUCUUCCUCUGUAAAUGUCCUGAAAAGCACAGAUGUAGUGAGCAGUGCUGGAGUGCCUGCGACUUCUGCAGCAGAAGGAGUUAAUAAGGCUGUGACGGCAAUAAGCACUCUGGCUGCCAGUCCCUUAGAGAACUGCUGGUCUUUUUCAGGCUCUUCAGGUGUUGGCACUUCAGACUUGAAAAACAUGAGUAGCCUUACACGGAUGCCUUCAACUGGAAACACGCAGACCACGUGGACCACUUUGCAGCUGGCGGGAAAUACUGUCCAGCCACUAAGCCAAACGCCAUCUGGUAUAAUGACUGCACUACUAAACGAGCCAGUUAAUGGUGCUGGUACUGUGUCUUCUGCUCAGAGCAGGCCUUUGACUACCAGUAUCAGUUUGAAUGCUUCUCUGCCUGGGGAUGGCCAGGCAGCUGAACAGAUUGUGGUUACCUUGCCCUCAUGCCCACCCUUACCUAUGCAGCCUUUAAUCAGCCAGCCACAGGUUAAAACUCAGGCUGCAGGAAAUAUCCUUCCAUUAAAUUCAGCUAUGCAGGUGAUUCAGAUGGCUCAGCCAGUCGCGUCAGCUGUUACAGGAGCACCAGCUAACCAGAAUGUCAUCAUUCUCCAGCCUCCAAACCCCACUCCGUGCCCUCCGAUUGUGAGAGCGGAAGUUCCCAGCCAAAACGUUAGUCAGCAAAUUGUAAUUAUACAGGCUGCUAAUCAGAAUCCUCUUCCUCUCCUGUCUGCUCAGCCUUCUGCUUCUGUAAGAGUUCCUGUAAACGGGCCGACUGCAGUCGCAAACUCUAGCAGCUCCAUGCAAAAUGCUUCUCUUCCACAGACUUUUGGAGGGAAACACCUUGUCCAUAUAUUACCAAGACCAUCUUCUUUGCCAUCUUCUAGCUCUACGCAAACAUUUUCAGUUACAAUGUCCAGUCAACAGCAUCCUCAGACUAUCUCAUUAAAUGGGCAGCUUUUUGCAUUGCAGCCUGUGAUGUCCUCAUCUGGAGCUUCAAAUCAAGCCCCUAUGCAAAUUAUUCAACCCACCACCAGCGAAGACCCAAAUACCAAUGUUGCCCUCAACACAUUUGGUGCUUUAGCCAACCUCAAUCAAAGCAUAUCGCAGAUGGCUGGGCAGAGCUGCUUACACUUGUCUCUCAGCCACCCCACCAAUCCCGCAACCAUCAAUAACCAGAUUGCCACAGUUAAUUGUGUGUCAUUACCAACUUCUGUGGCAUCUUCAGUGCCUGCAGAGGUUUCAGUACUAACCAGUGCAUCCAAUUCAAUAAAUGCUUCCCCCAAAAAGCCAUCUGCUGGCUUGCCAUCCAGUGCAAAAUCAAAAAGGACAAACAAAAAGCCGAGUACGAAGAAACAGCAAGCAGUCAAUAAUAAAGUGUCUUGCCCAGCAGUUCCUUGCAAAGAUGCAGGGAAGGUGGACUGUGUUCCUGUGGAAACAGUGGCAAAGCAUUCAAAUGGUGAAGGGCUGCUUGAAAACACUCCAGCAGUAUCUCAAGCUGUAACUACGUCACAGGCAAGCGGUGUGGCAGCAUCGAGUGGUGUCAGCAUUUCUGACUCUCAUUCCAAAGAGACUGCAAGCUCUGAACAGGCAGUGAAAAUGCCCUCUGUUCCCGAGCUGAGCUCGGCAGAGGCACCUGCUUCUUCACCACUGGAGUCCGUGGUGCCAGAGCAGCUGCCACUUGUCCCAUCGGCUCCCAAAGAUGCUGCUCCUCGCCAGCAGGCACCUGGGCCUCAGAACCACCCACCAACUGUCUCUGCCUUGUCGGAGUCUCCCAAACCUUGUGAACCCCCCAGCACCUUAACAUCCUCUUGCAGUGAAGCACAGGUGACACAUUCUCAGGUUGCUGGGACAUCAGCAGCACAGAGCAGCACAGCAAGUUCCAAGGCAGGAAUGAUUUCGGAAUCUUGCAACAUUGAGGAGGAUUCUUCAGUGGUAAUGCAAGAUGCAGACUUGUUAGAAGGACAGGGUCUAACCAAAAUGCUGUCUGAUCUCACAAAAGAAAGAACAGCUGUGGAAAAAACCUCUUCAUUUACUGUUCAGGGCGAGCAUUCUAAUUUUCCUAUGGAAAACUCCAAAUCAGCAGAAUCAAAUGUUGAUUUGCCCGAGAAGCAGGAACUCUUGCUAAUGAACUCUGAAGGUGACACUCUCUCCCAGCAUCACUCAUGCAUCUCUGAUCCAGAAGUAGUCAGUGCUUCCCUUAUUGCUAGCAGGCAGGCAGACUCCCCGAUGUCAACCAGCUCUGGCAGCAGUCGAGGCUUCUCAGUUGCAUCUAUGUUGCCAGACACCACCAGAGAAGAUGUCACAAGCAGCACAUCAACCAGUACCUGUAACAGCUGCACAUUUUCAGAACAGACUGACAUUGUAGCUCUUGCAGCCAGAGCUAUUUUUGACCAGGAAAACCUUGAGAAAGGUGGAGGAGGAAUACAGGUUAACACGAGGGAUGCUGUCUCUAAGUCAGCUGAGGUUGCACCGCUGGAGAGAGAGCAACAGCCUUUUAAACCUCAGUCAGUGAAAGAAAACAAUGCAGGGCCGUUGGAAGCGGCACCAAACAAAUUUGGUGCCCACGAUACAGCACCAGCAAAUGUUGAUAGGCAGGUUGAAAAGCCAAGCUGCUCCGUAGGAGGUGUGGAAACAUCGAACCCUUCUUUGCAGAUUUCCACCUCCCAGACACCAAGCAUAACCAGUCUAAGCGUCAAUAAUCUAAUACACCAGAGUCGCAUUGUCCAUCCCCUGGUGAGUUGCUCAAGUUUAUCCCAGCCUUCAGAGCCUGCAAGUGUCCCUGCAACUGUGAGCCUCUCCCUUCCAUCUAGCACGUAUAUCAAUCAGUCUCCAGGACCCGCUAUGAUGAGUGAAUAUGCUCAGGAACAACUGAAUGCCAUUAGGGCAAGCACCAUGCAGGCUCCCCAGCUGCAGGAGUCACACUUAAAGCAUCAAAGUCAUGAAGGUCGCAAAGACUCAGCCAAGCGGGCCGUUCAAGAUGACCUUCUGCUUUCUACAGCAAAGAGGCAAAAGCAGUGCCAGACAGCACCCAUAAGGCUUGAGGGGAUGGCAUUGAUGAACCGGACACCAGAGAGUAUUGCUGAUCAAACACAGAUGCUGGUCAGUCAGAUUCCUCCUAAUUCUUCCAAUUCGGUAGUGUCAGUAAGCAAUCAAGGACACGCUGAUGGUCUCAAUAGGUUAUUUCCAUCCAAUAGCAAUUUUGUAACACCAGCUUUGAGGCAAACUGAGGUUCAGUGUGGUUCUCAGCCAUCAAUUUCAGAGCAGCCGGGCCAGUCAGGGCAGCACUUGCAGCCAAUUCAACACGUUCCUUCUCAAGGCAUCUCUCACCUUCACAGUAAUCACCCAUACUUAAAGCAACAGCAGGCUGGUCAGUUAAGAGAGAGGCACCACUUGUAUCAGCUGCAGCACCACGUCACUCACGGGGAAAACUCAGUUCACUCUCAACCCCACAGUGUCCACCAACAGCGAACAAUCCAGCAGGAGGUGCAGAUGCAAAAGAAAAGGAAUCUCAUCCAGGGAACACAAGCCACACAGCUUUCCCUACAGCAGAAACACCAUGGAAGUGAUCAAACACGGCAAAAGGGUGGUCAGCCUCAUCCUCACCACCAACAAAUGCAGCAGCAGAUGCAGCAGCAUUUCGGAGCUUCCCAGCCUGAAAAGAACUGUGAAAAUCCUGCAACAAGCAGAAACCACCAUAACCACCCCCAGAGCCAUAUUAAUCAGGAUAUUAUGCAUCAGCAGCAACAAGAUGUUAGCAGCAGGCAGCAAGGUUCCGCUUCUGAACAUGUUUCAGGGCACAAUCAGAUGCAAAGACUUAUGACCUCAAGGGGCUUAGAGCAGCAAAUGGUGUCCCAGGCAAGCAUUGUAACCAGACCAUCAGAUAUGGCAUGCACCCCUCACAGGCAGGAAAGAAACAGAGUUUCCAGCUACUCUGCUGAGGCCCUCAUUGGGAAAACGCCCUCUAAUUCAGAGCAGAGAAUAGGAAUAUCUCUUCAAGGCCCUAGGGUUUCUGACCAGCUUGAAAUGAGAAGUUAUCUUGAUGUUUCUAGAAAUAAGGGGUUGGCAAUUCAUAAUAUGCAGGGCCGCUUAUCUGUUGACCACACAGUUGGCUCAGAUGUGCAGCGUCUUUCUGAUUGCCAAACAUUUAAGCCCACUGGACCCAAUCAACAACCAACGGGCAAUUUCGAUGUUCAGGCUUCAAGAAACAGUGAAAUUGGCAAUUCUGUGUCAUCCCUCAGGGGCAUGCAGUCGCAAGCGUUCCGAAUCGGUCAAAAUACUGGGCCUUCCAUAGAGAGACAGAAGAGACUGCCCUACCAGCCAGUACAGGGUAUUCCAACGGGGAAUACACUGCCAUCAAGGGAAAAUGAAAACACGUGCCACCAAAGUUUCAUGCAGAGUUUGCUCGCCCCUCACCUUGGAGAUCAAGUUAGUGGAAGCCAAAGAUCAAUCCCAGAGCAUCAAAGGAACACACAGUGUGGCGCCUCCUCCACAAUAGAGUACAACUGUCCCCCAGCGCGAGAGAGCGUCCACAUCCGAAGAGACGGUGAUGGCCAGAGUAGGGAAAGCUGUGACAUGUCUAUCGGGGCAAUUAACACAAGGAACAGUUCUUUGACUAUUCCUUUUUCGAGUUCUUCUUCCUCGGGAGAUAUUCAGGGUCGCAAUACAAGCCCAAACAUCUCUGUGCAGAAGUCCAAUCCCAUGAGGAUGACGGACAGUCACGGAACUAAGAGCCACAUGAAUACGCCCGUUUCUAGCAACAUGCAUGGAGUCGUGAGGCCAACUCACCCUCACCCUGCAGUUUCUCACGGAAAUGGUGAGCAAGGGCAGCCUUCUGUUCGUCAGCCAAAUUCUUCAGUUACUCAGCGGUCAAGACAUCCUCUGCAAGACAAUGGAGGUUCUAAAAUACGUCAACCUGAAAGGAAUCGAUCUGGAAAUCAAAGACAUGGAAAUGUUUUUGACCCUAGUCUUCCCCAUCUUCCCCUGUCCACCAGUGGCAGUAUGAUCCUUGGGCGCCAGCAGUCCGCAAUAGAAAAAAGAGGAAGCAUUGUCCGAUUUAUGUCUGAUGGCCCUCAAGUGUCUAACGAUAACGCAGCCCCUGACCAACAUACUCUCCCUCAGAAUUUUGGAUUCCCUUUUAUUCCAGAGGGUGGCAUGAAUCCACCAAUAAAUGCCAACGCCUCUUUCAUCCCACCAGUCACUCAGCCUAGUGCCACUCGAACACCAGCUCUAAUCCCAGUUGAUCCUCAGAAUACACUGCCAUCCUUCUAUCCACCUUACUCUCCUGCCCACCCUACCCUCUCCAAUGACAUUUCUAUCCCUUACUUUCCCAAUCAAAUGUUUCCUAACCCAAGCACAGAGAAGCCAAGUAGUGGAAGUUUAAAUAAUCGAUUUGGAUCCAUUUUGUCUCCUCCCAGGCCUGUUGGUUUUGCUCAGCCAAGUUUUCCUUUGCUUCCAGAUAUGCCGCCAAUGCACAUGACCAACACGUCGCACUUAUCCAAUUUUAACUUAACGUCUUUGUUUCCAGAAAUAGCCACAGCUCUUCCUCCAGAUGGUUCAGCAAUGUCGCCUUUGCUUUCCAUUGCAAACACAUCUGCUUCAGAUUCUUCCAAGCAGUCCUCAAACCGACCUGCACACAACAUAAGCCAUAUUUUAGGUCAUGACUGCAGCUCAGCUGUAUGAAAACCAAUAGACUGACUUCUAGUCUGAUGCGUUGUUUAUAUAUUUAAGAAGAAGAGAGUGGAGACCAUUCAUAGCAUCACUGUUUAUUUGCCUAAAUGUAUGUAUAUGGGUACUUUCUGUAUUUAUAUACAUGUUGUAUUUCCACCCACCUUACUAACUCUAAAGCACCAGUGCCUAAAGCAAUGCUUACUUACUAGUAAACAGUAAGGAUGCAACAUCAAGAGCUGUGCAAAUAUUGGUUGUUGAUUUUCCAACAAUCAAGUUUGAUGUCCGAUUGUUCCAAGGUAAGGGCCGCCCUCAGUAAUACAUGGAUGUAAAGAAAGGAGUGAGAGCAUCCGUACGGGAGAGAGGAAACAAGUGCUACAGGUGUCAGUUUGUUUCUGAUACGUUUACCUGAAACUGCAGAGGAACUUGAAGUGGCUUGGGUUUCUCUGCUGUAAAAUAUCUUCAGGAGCCUCAACACGAGUCAAGUCUGUGUUAACCCAGUGUUAAUUGAAAAAGGCAUUUGUUGUGCAGCUUUUGUCUGUUUUAAGCUUGCCAUAUGCACUUGAUUUAAAGCUGACUUUACCUGGUUAAAAUUACUAUGUGUUCACAUGGUCAGCAGUUUAAAAUACUGUUUUAGAAAAUUCAGAUCUCUUUAACCCAUAACUUUCCAUUUCUAAGAAGAAUUUGCUUGGAUCUGUUUUAACAGUGGCCUCAGUUACUGCUGAACUCAGUCAACGUUUUAACGUAACUUACGACUCUUUCUGGUGCAGUCAGCAGAGACAGCAGCUGUGUUUGUUGCUAUUUCAUUGUUCAUUGCCGCAGGUUACCUCAGGGUGUGUUCUGUACCUUGGUUAGCACCUUCUUAAUGUCCUUUUCUUUUUUCCCCCCUCUCCUUUUCUUUGGCCCAUGCUCAAACACCAGCUUUCUGGUUUCUGUGAGUGACAGCCCAACAGCCCUUUGUUGUACCAGGCAGCACAUGGGAGGAGGACUGAGCUUAUGGCAUCCCACAAAAUGAGUGGGGAUCCUUGGGGGGCAGUGUUCACUGGAUAUUGCUGACCGGAUCGAGCCCGAGUUAUUAUCAGUACUCUGCACUUGAAUGCACCUUUUAUCUAAACCUGUGUGAUUGUGGCUGAAGGAGGAACAUGGAUGUGUCGAGAGUGAAACAUACCAGGAAGACAUUGGGAUUUGUGCACCACAAGGAAGGACAAUGUGUUUGUUCAUGUGUGAGAUAUGGAGUGAAUGUGUGUGCACUGGCUGAGUCUCCAGUAUUUUCACAAAUUUCAGUCCCAUUUCUUUUAAAGGAAAGGGAAGAGCUAGGUAAAUUGUAUUUAUUUAAUGGAUCUGCACUGUGCUUUUUCUUCAAACAAGGCAGAAAUAUUUGUCUUUUUAUGUGCUUGGAAAAAAACAUUCUGCAUUUGAUUCUUCAAAUAACAUAGUAACUUCAGGUUCCCUUGUAUGCAGUCCUUCCCCUACCAGCUGCAGAGUGACAAAACCUGCUCCAGGGCCUCUCCUCUGGGCAGGGUAAGCUUGAAAUGCUUGUGUGUUGCCCACCAGCACAUUGUCUUGCUGCUCCUGGGACCUGUCACAGGCACCUGGUGAGGGCAUGGGGAGGCGCAGGCUCCCUGGGAUUUUGUUUUAUUAUGGUUUGGGGUUUUUUUCUUUGAAAGGUGGAAAGGAAGAUAUUCCUCCAUCUCUUAAGAACAGGACGCUCAAAGACAGACCCGAAACAUUUUUCCAUAGAUUGACUUCCCAGAUGUUGUUUUUGCUAAGCCCUUUUCCACUGGUCCAGAAAAGUAAGGAGGCUUUGACAUGAAAAAUAAUUGGGCUUUGUCAGUAGUCUGUCCUAACAGUGUCUCUGCUCUUGUAACCUGUGGUCUGAUGUUUUCCUGCAAGGUGAAGUAAAAUGGUUCUGAUUCUGAUUGGGAAUCACUUUUUAAUUCAGAUGGAGCUUAUCUUAGGACACUAAAUCUAAGUGGUGCAUCAGUUCUCUGUGUUUCUUAAAAAUAAUAGAUUGCAUAUUUAUUUCAGUUCACGGCUUAUCUCUGCCUAGGUGUAGUUACCAAUGGAGUGGCAGCCACUGGGCUGUGCAGAGAGCAGGAAGGUUAGGAAUGAGUCGGUCCUCAGGCUCAAGCUGACUAAGCCAACUGCAGGUCUGGGUGUUCUGUGGUGAGACCCUUGAUCAAACUGAUUUCCUUAAUGCAGUAGCUCUCAAAGGGGCUGCCUCAGCUGGUGAAAUGAGUUCCAUAACAGUGAGUGGUUCCAUGGUUUCUGGAUGAUAAAUACACGGGGAUCAAAGCAGCAGCCACACUGUGCGUUACAUGUUUGUCUGGACUCUGAGGAGGGAAGCAAACCCGCCGUUCUUGCUCUCUUCAAAUGGCAUUGUGUGUGCAGUGGUGGGUUUGGCUUUCAAGACAAACUAGUGAAAAAUUAAGCCCUGGCUUCUUUAUAUAUAAAGAUGCUAAUCCUUCUCAUUCCAAACAUUCACACAGUACCACAUUAGUUUUCUCUGCUGGGAAAACUACAUUACUUCAUAUCUGUGAAAACUGGAAGGACCUUAUCAACUUAUACCUGUUGCAACACUUCAAUGUCCACAGAUCCAUUUGGCUGGAUAGGAUUCAUUCCAGAGUACUGAAGAAGCAAUCAGGACAUAUGGCAGGACCCUACUUGAUCAUCUACCAAAGGUCUGGGGAGGUCCCUACUGACAGGAAGGUAGCCAACCUUAUUCUAAUGUGUAGAAAGGGUAUGAGGGAAGAACCCAGGGAAGUACAGACUGUGAGUCUAACUGCAGUUCCUGGGAAAAUUAUGGAGAUUAUACCGGGUACUGUUGAAACGAGUUUAAAGAAUAAUGCAGUCAUCAGGCACAGUCAGCAUGGGUUCACAAAGGGAAAGUCCUAUCCAGCCAAUUUGAUAUCCUUUUAUGAUAAGGUCACCCGCUUAGUGGGUGAACAGAAAGUGGGGCAUGGAAUGUUUCUGGAUUUUAGCAAGGCUUUUGAUACCAUCCCUCACAGCAUCCAUCUGGACAAGCUGUCCAGCUGUGGGAUGAGCAGGUUCAUGGUGUGCUGGGUGAAGAAUGGGCUGAAGGGCAGAGCUCAAAGGGCUGUAGUGAAUGGCGCUAGAUCUGGCUGAUGAACAGCCACCAGCAGUGUUCCUAAGGGCUCAGUUCCAGGGGUAGUCCUGUCCAAUGUAUUUAUCACUGAUCUGGAUGUAGGAGUUGAACACACCAUUGGCAGGUUUGCUGAUGAUACCAAACUGAGAGGAGCUGUUGACAGAUGCUUUGCAGAGGGAUCUGAAUAGACUGGAGCCUUGGACUGUGACUAAUGGGAUGAAAUUUAAUAAGUUCAAGUGCCAGAUUCUGCACAUGGGACAAAGUAACACCAGGCACAAGUAUAAAUAGGGAGAGGAGUAGCUGGAGAGCGCCCUGCAGAGCGGGCCCUGGGGGUGCUGGUGGGCAGCAGCUCAGUGUGAGUCAGCAGUGUGUGCCCGGGCAGCCCCAAGGGAAAACCUGGCAAAUCCUGGGGAGCAUCAAACAUGGCAUCAUCAGCCAGUCAGAGGGAGGGGAACAUCCCACUGUGCUCAGUGCUGGUGUGGCCUCACAUGGAGUGCUGGGUGCAGUUCUGAGCUUCACCAUUUCAGAGGGGUGUGAAGGUCCUGGAAUGAAUCCAAAGGAACACAAAGCUGGUGGAAGGGCUGGCAGGUGUGUCCUGUGAGGAGCAGCUGAAGGCUCUGGGCUUGUCUGCUUUGGAGAGACAGAGACUCAGGCUCAACCUUAUCACUCUGUGCAGCUCCCUGAGGAGAACAGAGGGAGGUGCUGAUCCCUUCUCCCUGGGAUCUAUCGACAGGACACAUGGGAAUGACUCAAAGGGGCAACAAGGGAGGUUCAGACUGGACAUCAGGAAGGGUGGUCAGACAGUGGAACAGGCUUCCUGGAGAGGUGGUCGAUGUCCCAAGCCAUCGCUGUUUAAGAGGCAUUUGGACAAUGCCCUUAACAACAUGCUUUGACUUCUGGUCAGCCCUGAAGGGAUCAGGCAGUUGGACUAUUCUAUUCUCUUAUUCCUUUAUGUUGAUUUCACUAUUAAUUUUACUGGUGGUGUGUCAAGGUUAAAUGCAAUCCUGAGUAUUCGUGAUAGAAUAUGUCAGCUGUGGUUUUGUUUUGGUUUCUUCAUGCUGUACAUCAUUUCUGAAGCAGUAACUGUGUCAGUAACUUUCACCCUUUUCUGUUUACAAAGAUGACCAAAAAUAGCACCCUUGUUCACAGGACACCUGUAGUGCAGGUAGUCGCAGCAUGGGCAUUCCAACCAUAUGAAGACUAUUGCCAUUUUGCAGGAACUGCACAAUUUUGUGGUGUGUGGCUCAAAAGUAACUACUGUGUGACCCUUGGUCUUCUCCAGAGGAUUGUACCUUGCAGUGUUGACAGGGCAUGGCGAUUCCUGUGUAGUCACCACACCACUUUGUCAUCCUUCUCAGGGCUUUUUCUGAACCCUGCCGAGACCAGGAUGGAGAAAUAUUUCAUUCCCCUCCUUGAACAUGGCAAUUUCUGUUGAAGUUCAACCACAUACCUGUGUGAGUCUUUUUACAUGCCAUAAGUGAUGCUAAAUGAUCCUGUGGCCCUGGUGUGGGAUCAGGAAGACUACUGUGAAGAGAAAGGUAGGCAGACCACUCACUGAGAGCUUUGUAUGAACACAUUCGUCCAAAUUCUGGUAUUUGCGCUGCAGACUGGCUUUUAGAUAACUUUAUUAAAGAAAGAUUGGCUCUGUUGUGCAGUCUUUUGGUCUAAUUGCCUGUCCAAGAUGGGCUUUGAAUGCUGAAUCUGACCUGGUCCGCUGGUUUGAGAUCAGCCUGUGCAUUUCAGCUUCUCACAUGCUCAUUCUCUUUUGCCUUCAGGAAGAACAGUGGAGGGACUGGAUAUUUCACAUCAAAAGAGAGGGAAUUAGAUGUUAAGUAAUUUCUGUUAAAUUUUAAUUAUUAAAUUGCUUUGGGUUUUUUCCUUGUCACCAUAAAUUAAUCCCACCUGCCAUUCCAUAUCAACCAGCCUUCUUGCACUUAGUUGUGAAGGUCAGUUUGUGCCACUGACAGGUCAGUGGCUCAGUUCCUCUCGCAGGGCUCUGCUCUCGGGAAGAGGAGCGAUUGCAACAUCUUUACCAUGGAGUGGAAACAAUUGCUUCUUUAUUUUUCCUUUCUCCUACCCUUGAACCUGUUGUGUUUAGCUAUCGGGUUGAUAACGCUCGUUUUACCUCAAUCUGUGCCUGGGAGAGUAGUUUGAAAAAGGAGCUUCUGUAAGUUUUGCAGAUUGAAUGAUUUUGUUUUACUUGUUAUAACAAUUUGAUAAGCAAAUACAUGUUCUUCAGCAAACAUCUAUGACAACAGUUAUUUACCUUUUUCUCCUAAGAAUUACCUGUUCCCUUGGUUUUCAAGAUAUAUUUGUAAAAGACUAUACUUGGAAAAGUUGCAAUUUGUUAGCCUGAGAAUGCCAUUUUCUCUUCCAUAAUAUGUUUUUGAAGGUUACUUAUAUUAAGACGGGGUUUUUGUUUUGGCUUUGAAGGAAGGAAAAAUACUCAGUAUUGCUUAAUUUAGCAAAAUAAGCAGUGGAAGGGAAAGGUUGGGCACUACCUCUGGGGUGAGACUGCCACAGCUGACAAGCAUUGUGUGGCUGUGGCUUUCAGCUUGGCCUAAAUGACUUCAACAAAUAGUACUGGGCUGGAUUGCAUGUAUGUCAGUGUAGUCCAUGAUCAAUCCCUUACGCAGCCUAGGAAUAAGAACAGAGACCGGCUAAGUUGAAAGCAGGCAAUAAAAUAGUAUUAAUACUGCAUUAAUAUUUAUACACCUUUUCAUUAAGAGAAAAGACCUCAUUUAAGAACAGCUAAGGGAAAUGAGAACUGAAGUGAUUUGAGCUGGUGGCCGAGCCGUACUGGAAUGGGUUUUCCAGCUCCUGCUCCCAGCUCCAGUCACUAUGCUGCUGCCCAGGUGGAAGAGCACCUCUCUGAAAAAAAGUAAAUACUGUGCUAGUCCAGAGCCUCCUGAAUUUUGCACAGAUUUCCUACUGCACUUUAAAGCUGCGCUGGUGCUGCUGUGGUUGGUGACUGUAGUGCUGUUGCAGAAAACAGAUUGUGUGGCAGGGCAACGGUAGAGGGCAUUGCUGGAGAAAAUGGGCCAUUUAAUUACUUCCGGUCUCCUGUUGUCUUUUUACGUUAUUCUGAGGUACUUGUGCAGCCCUGGCUCAAGGACUCCGUCACAUACUCAUGCUGUUUCUGGAUGACUGAGUGUAGUCAGCUGUGCUAAGAGCUUUUGCCAUUCCCCUAAUAAGUUUCAUGCUCAUCACUUUAAUAAUGAUCCCACUUUAACUGGCAAGACAGAAUAGCAUUGAGUCUAUUUAUAACAAAUCAGUCAAAUUUGGGUUGUUUUCUGAUACAGUGCUAUAAGGAGCUCCACUCUUUAUCAUCACCUGGCCUGUUAUUGUCCACCACUGGUCCUUUCUCCCACUGCCAUGAUCCAGCAUGGGUAGCAGUCUCAUGGACAAGAGUGCCAGUGCAGAGACAGGUUUGCGUGUGAAGGUGUUUUCAACUUCUACUGCCUCUGCAAUACCAAGUAAAUCUAAAACCUCAGAGCACCAACACUUUAUUGCCACUAGUUACACUGAGAGCAAGUUACUCUAUGAACUGGUGAAAGAUGCAGUGGAGUUUUUUGGUCAUGACAAUACAAAUUCAUAUUCUCUCUGCGAACAAACUCUGCUUAGUUACACAAAAGCCAUUUAUUACAUACUGAUACCAGUUUUUAUGAGAUAAAUUAAAAAAAAGGCAUUUCUUUCUGCCACACCAAAAUUAUCUUUACAAGCAGGUUUCCAAGUUUGCAAUAUGUGCUGCUGUUCCAGCAAUCACAAGUGUGAAACAGUGGAGCUCAUGGUGGGUUGGGCCCUGUUCCUGCCUGCUCACUGUGAGAAGGGAAGCAAAUACGGAUUUUGCCACAGGAGAUUAAUCAAAGAUGCUGUUGCCCUCCACAGUGUAAAUUAUUUAUAUUCAGUCCAGAGUUUUCUGCUGUGCUUCUGUUUUAUACAGCUGUAAAUGACUUGGAUACAGUCCCAGUGGAAAGUCCUUACUAUUUUGUAAUGGAAAAAAGGAACUCUGCAGUAGAAAUCUAUAAUGAAUGAACAGGAACAUCAUCUUCCAAUUGUAAAUAAGAUCUUGCUCUGUUUAUUUUGACAUCUUUUUACAAAUGUGUUACAUUCAGGUGUAAAUAUCCCAAACCAUGAUCUUGUUCAGAGUUCUGAGAUUUCUAUUGUUAAAUGUAAUACUUUGUUUAAUAGUUGUAAUAAUUAUUUGUAUAGAUAUGAACAUAAUAGUAUUUUAUUAAAAAAAAGAGAAAAAC